AUGGCUGAAAGUGUCUGGAACAUCUUCUGUGGGGGCUCUGAGUGUUCAAAUGGAGACAGAGACAAUUGUAGUUCUAUCUUAUCUGCCAUUGUGGAUCCAUAUUCAUGCGUCAACCAUGUUUUGAUCAUUUCUGCUGAUACCCUCCUCCUGCUCAUCUUCCUAUUUAUUGUUUUAUACAAUUCAUCAACCCAAUUUGGAGCCCCCCCACCCUCUAAAUGCUAUUCAUCAUUGUCAAUUUCUUCUGCGGUUUUCAAUGGCGCUUUGGGUUUGGCUUACCUGGGUAUGGGCCUCUGGAUAAUUUCAGAGAGGUUGAGUUCCAAACAGAGCAUAACUCCUCUGCAUGGUUGGCUGGUCAUAGUAUUCCAGGGACUCGCAUGGUUCCUGAUGGACUCAACAAUUAGUUUUAAAAGGAGACAACAUCCACGUACUAUCAUAGUGAAGCUUUCUUCAAUCCUUGCCUUCUUUUUUGCAGCAUUUCUAUGCAUCCCAUCUAUUUUGAAAGCUAUUCAGGACAAAGAAGCAUCUAUAAAGAUUGUGUUGGACAUUUUGUCAUUUCCGGGAGCAAUUCUACUAGUCUUGUCUGCUUUUGGGGAACCAAAUUAUGCAGAAACUGAAGGAGGCACCAAAAGAAAUGCGCUCUAUGCACCUUUGCAAAGCAAAGAAGACGAUAAUGGUGAGGAAAUUAGUCUGGAUGAGAAUAUAACUCCUUUUGCUGAAGCUGGAUUCCUGAAUAAACUAUCAUUUUGGUGGUUGAAUGCACAAAUGAAGAAGGGUAAACAGAAAACUCUUGAGAACAAAGAUACACCAAAGUUAAGGCUGGAAGAUCGAACAGAAACAUGUUAUUUCAAGUUUUUGGAGCAAUUGAGCAUACAGAAAAGGAAAAAAUCUUCUGAUUCAUCCUCUAUUUCAUCUACAAUAUUUGUGUGGCAUUGGAAAGCUAUUUUGACAUCAGGCCUUUUUGCUCUGAUCAAAGUACUCACCCUGGCUAUCGGACCCUUGCUUCUUAGGGCUUUCAUUAGGGUUGCUCAAGGCAAUGAGGCUUUUAAAUAUGAGGGUUAUGCUCUAACUGGGGGGCUCUUCCUUGCAAAAUGCUUAGAAUCAAUAUCAGAGAGGCAAUGGUAUUUCCAAACUCGACUUAUUGAUCUCCAAGUAAGGUCUUUCCUGUCUGCAGCUAUUUACAAGAAGCAGCUAAGGCUAUCAAAGUUGAUGCGAAUUGAUGGCACAACACGGUCUUCAGUUGCAAGCCAUCUAGCUGAAUCCAUGGCGGGAACAAUGACCAUCAGAGCUUUUGGAGAGGAAAAUCGAUUCUCCACAGAGCAUUUGCACCUUAUCGAUGCAAAUGCUAGUCCAUUUUUCCAUAAUUUUUCAGCAAACGAGUGGUUGAUCCAGCGCCUGGAAGUAUUAUGUGCAAUCGUUCUCUCAUCCUCAGCCCUUGCCAUGACUCUGCUUCCUUUUCAAGCUUCUGACUCAGGAUUAAUCGGAAUGGCUCUGUCAUAUGGUCUUUCACUGAAUGUGUUCGUCGUUAUUUCUGUCCAAAGCCAGUGCAUGCUAUCAAAUUUGAUUGUUUCUGUGGAAAGGUUAGAACAAUACAUGCAUAUUCCCAGUGAAGCUCCUGAAACCAUAGAAGGCCACAGGCCUUCCCUCAACUGGCCAACUGUUGGUAGGGUGGAGAUCCAUGAUUUGAAGUUCAAAUAUUGGCCUAAUGCUCCUCUAGUUCUUCGCGGAAUCAGCUGCAUUUUUGAAGGUGGGCACAAAAUUGGAAUUGUUGGCCGGACUGGCAGUGGGAAGACAACUUUGAUUAGUGUCUUGUUUCGCCUGGUAGAGCCUACAGAUGGAAAGAUCAUCAUCGAUGACCUAAAUGUAUCUACAAUCGAUCUUCAUGACCUUAGAUCACACUUUGGGAUCAUUCCACAAGAUCCAACCCUUUUUAGUGGAUCUGUAAGAUAUAAUUUGGACCCCUUAUCUGAACAUACUGAUCAUGAAAUAUGGGAGGUUCUAAAAAAAUGCCGGCUACGAGAAACUGUUCUAGAGAAAGUGGAGGGCCUAAAUUCCUUAGUGGUACAAGAUGGAUCAAAUUGGAGUAUGGGACAACGGCAAUUAUUUUGCCUAGGACGAGCCUUGCUGAAAAGGAGGAAGAUAUUAGUGUUGGAUGAAGCCACUGCAUCAAUUGACAAUGCAACAGAUUCAAUCAUCCAAAAAAUCAUAACAACAGAAUUUACAGACUGUACUAUAAUUACAGUAGCUCACAUAAUAUCAACUGUGAUGGACUGCACUAUGAUUCUUGCUAUUAGCGAUGGAAGAUUAGUAGAGUAUGACAAACCAAUGAAGCUAUUUAAUAAGGAGGGCUCACUAUUCGGGCAACNAUUAGUAGAGUAUGACAAACCAAUGAAGCUAUUUAAUAAGGAGGGCUCACUAUUCGGGCAACUUGUGAAGGAGUACUGGUCUCAUUCCAGAAAUGCUAGCGGGUUCUCAGAAGAUUGGUAG
Molecule: messenger RNA, 2484 nt
Organism: Ilex paraguariensis (yerba mate)
Lineage: Eukaryota; Viridiplantae; Streptophyta; Magnoliopsida; Aquifoliales; Aquifoliaceae
Source: the annotation of a GenBank genome assembly